GUGCGUAUGUCAAGAUGGCGGACGCUGCUUUGGCCAACACGAGCGUGGUCAUCCAGUACCGAGACUCGCUCAGCAAAGCAGUGGUCAAGAAUGUGGUGGUGCUCGCCAUCGGGCUGUCAAUCAACUACAUCAACGUCAGCCUCAUGUACACCUUCUGCAAGCACCAGAUCUUCUACACCAACCCUCGCUACAUCCUGUUCUUCCACUUGGUUGUGAACGACAUGAUCCAGAUGAGCGUGAGCGUCAUCCUCUUCGUGAUCAGCUACACCCUCCACAAGAUCAGCGUGUCCGUGUGCGCCCCCCUCAUCCUGAUAGCCAUCACCACCACCGAGAACACGCCCCUCAACCUGGCGUGCAUGGCGGCCGAGUGCUACGUGUCCGUGUGUCUUCCGCUUCACCACGCCCGCAUCUGCACCGUCAGGAGGACUCUGCUCCUCAUCGCCUUGAUCUGGACCGCCAGCCUCAUCUCCACCCUGCCGGAUCUCUUCGUCACGCUGGACACCGAGCCUAUCGAGUUCUUCUCCUCCAGAAUCUUCUGCCUCCGAGAGACCGCCUUUCCCAAUCCGAUGCUGAUCCAGAAGCGGGACAUCACCUACAUUGUAUACUUGGUCCUCGUGUGGUUGGUCAUCUUCUUCCUGUACUUCAAGAUCCUGUUCACGGCCCAAACGGCCAACAAGGACACCAAGAAGGCUCGUAAAACCAUCGCCCUGCACGGCGUUCAGGUUCUGCUGUGUAUGACCAUGUACGGCGUGGCUCUGGUCAAGAUGGCUCUGCACCGCUGGUUCCCCAAGAACUACUCGGACUUGCUGUUUGCCUGCUACAUCGUGGUGCAGAUGCUGCCCCGCUCCAUCAGCCCCAUUAUAUACGGCGUGAGGGACAAGUGCUUCAGGAAGUACCUCAAACACUGCCUCAGUUGCAAGAGCAUCCCUCAGUGACUUCUGACUCAGAAAUUGAAACAACAUCAAACACUCCGACAGAGAGAC
Messenger RNA from Hippocampus comes (tiger tail seahorse), 983 nucleotides. RefSeq names its product olfactory receptor 2T11-like. The transcript has 2 exons. Gene Ontology annotation, molecular function: odorant binding; G protein-coupled receptor activity; olfactory receptor activity. The record is from RefSeq and is a predicted model, not a curated record. Gene Ontology annotation, cellular component: membrane. Bases 15 to 935 code for a protein of 306 amino acids. Gene Ontology annotation, biological process: G protein-coupled receptor signaling pathway; detection of chemical stimulus involved in sensory perception of smell. Lineage: Eukaryota; Metazoa; Chordata; Actinopteri; Syngnathiformes; Syngnathidae.